This is a messenger RNA of Melopsittacus undulatus (budgerigar), 3400 nucleotides long. RefSeq names its product HLF transcription factor, PAR bZIP family member (gene HLF). The transcript is spliced from 4 exons. Gene Ontology annotation, molecular function: DNA-binding transcription factor activity, RNA polymerase II-specific; RNA polymerase II cis-regulatory region sequence-specific DNA binding. Bases 139 to 1017 code for a protein of 292 amino acids. Gene Ontology annotation, biological process: regulation of transcription by RNA polymerase II. The record is from RefSeq and is a predicted model, not a curated record. NCBI's taxonomy places the organism in Eukaryota, Metazoa, Chordata, Aves, Psittaciformes, Psittaculidae. Gene Ontology annotation, cellular component: nucleus.
GGGCGGCGGUGUCGGAGGUGCGCGGCCGAGCGGCCCCUCCCGCUCCGCUGCUCGGGCGCCCGUUGCACCGCGCUGCGUUAGCGAGAGGCGAGGAGAAGGAGCCGUUGCCAGCGCGGCUGCCCCGGCGCAGCGCUCACCAUGUCGCGGCCGCUCCCGCUGAACCCCCCGUUCCUGCCGCCCACCUACGGUGUGCUGAAGUCGCUGCUGGAAAACCCGCUCAAGCUGCCGCUCGCCCAUGAAGACGCAUUUGGUAAAGAAAAAGAUAAGGAGAAGAAGUUAGAUGAUGACAGCACCAGUACCACAGUCCCUCAGUCAGCUUUCUUGGGUCCAACAUUAUGGGACAAGACACUGCCAUAUGAUGGAGACACUUUCCAGUUGGAAUACAUGGACCUGGAAGAAUUCCUCUCGGAAAAUGGCAUUCCACCCAGCCCAAACCAGCAUGAGCAUAGCCCGCACCAGUCAGGUCUGCAGCAAGCUACCUCAGCAUCACCUUCAGUCAUGGACCUCAGCAACAGGGCUUCAACUUCAGUCCAUCCAGGCAUGGUGUCGCAGAACUGCAUGCAGAGCCCGGUCAGACCAGGUCAGAUCUUGCCAGCAAACCGAAACACACCAAGUCCCAUUGAUCCUGAGACUAUCCAAGUUCCUGUUGGCUACGAACCUGAUCCUGCAGAUCUUGCUCUUUCCAGUAUUCCUGGCCAGGAGAUGUUUGACCCUCGUAAGCGCAAGUUCUCUGAAGAGGAGCUGAAACCACAGCCGAUGAUUAAGAAAGCUCGUAAAGUCUUCAUUCCAGAUGACCUGAAGGAUGACAAAUACUGGGCAAGGCGCAGAAAGAACAACAUGGCCGCGAAGCGAUCGCGGGACGCGCGCCGCCUCAAGGAGAACCAGAUCGCCAUCCGCGCCUCCUUCCUGGAGAAGGAGAACUCAGCUCUGCGCCAGGAGGUGGCCGACCUACGGAAAGAGCUGGGCAAGUGCAAGAACGUCCUUGCCAAGUAUGAAGCUCGACACGGGCCCCUGUAAAUUGAAAGGGGGCCAAGGGGGGGGGGUCUUUCUUGUUUCAUUGCGGGUUGGCAUUUGACUAGAUGGACGAUGUGUUUCCUGUUUGAUAGCACCACACCCAAACCAACCUUUCUGUCUUCAGCACUUUACCAGAAGCAGAAACAAAACUGACUUAAACGUUACUUCUUUCGUUCGCGUAUGUGUGUACCUGCGUACGUGUGUUCCCACGUCUGUACCCGUGUGUGUGUGUGCGUGUGUGUGCAUGUGGGUGUGUGUGUGCAUCUCAGCACUUCCCAUUUGUAUGAAGCCCUCUUCAAAGGGUGCCACAUUUUUACCUGGACUGUUGAGGACCGCCAUAGUAAGCUUUUUAUUACAUACGUUGGGUUUUCUUUCAGUGCUGCUUCAGAGUAGGGGUUUUAUGUUAUUGUAACCAGCUCCAUCCCGAGGGACUCGGAGAGAUCCCAAUAUAAAUUAUAAAAAGAAAAAAGAGGAAAAAAAAGGAAAAAAAAGUAAAAAAAGUAAAAAAAAAAGUAGAUCUCAGUUUUUUGGCGAGUAACGAGCUCGUGUUUGAGUCUGUCUGAUCAGAAACGUUAACAUGCUAAUAAAGUGCACACAUAAUUUAGUACUACACUGCAGAAAUAUUAAUUUAUAGAUUGCUUUUGUUGUAUUUUAAGUUUUGGUGGUAAUUGUCUUCAGAUUUAAAGUGCUGUUAGACUGAGUUAGCUGUACUCAUUAUAGAGCCCAUAAUGGCUUCUCUGUAGCUAUUAAGGUUCCUUUUCUUUCCACAGACCCCAGGUAGGUAGGAGUCCUGUCGAUGGACCACAGAGUGUGUAUUUGCACUGUCUGUACCUGAAGCAAUAAUCCUGUUGUACGCUAGCGCGCAUGCUGCCCGGGUGUUCCCAGUGGAUGUAGGAUGGUUUCCCUCCCCAACAGGAGUUUUUAAUGUCUUUAACAAAAAGCUAAAGGUAAAAGCCACCUUCACAUGAGCAUGCUAAUUGUGUCCCUGCUCUAGGGAGCGCAUGUGUGAGAAGCAGGAUAACGAGUUGAAAUGAGAACAAAAUCGGUAGUAUCAACCCAGAGCCGAUGUUGAAAUCAGAGGGGCUUUUCUGUUCUCAGUUAGUUUUGCAUCUCUUCAAGUUCCAUUUUGUGACUGAAAAUUAACUAAAUACUCUGAUUAAUUUGUUUUUUUCCCAUGUUUUGUAAUAUAUUUUCUGUGGAUUAUCUCUUGCUGUUUUAAGGAUCACUUUUAUUCAGUUAGAAGAAGUCACUGGUUUGCAAAGGCCAUUUUUCCUAGUGAUUGUUGUUCUGAGUGUGACAUGAACUGAUGGUUCUGAACUUUAUUGUUUUAAACUCUAUUUGCUUCUGAACAUGUUUGUUCUAAUAUAAAGUGGACUUCUGAAAAAUGAAUGUAAGAGACACUGGUGUAUUUCAGAAGGGGAUGGUGUUGUCAUAUACUGUGGUUAAUCCAAUCAAUCGAAGUGUUUACUAUAGACCAAAAGGAUAGAGAUUAUAAAAUGUAUAAAGUUUAUACAGAAUAAUUAUAGUAUGUUCGUUUUGUACAGUAUUUUUCAAGUACAAAUACUGACAAUGUAUUUUGAAAGACAGACAUAUAUAUAGCAAAAAGGAAGAAAAAGCUAUUCCAUGUUUAAAACUAUAUAGCAAAGAUAGAUAUAUAUUCUCCAUAUUGUACAGAAAGGAAAUGCUAUGGGGUUUGUUGGUUGGUUUUCUUUUCUUAACUAAUUCUUUAAUAUUUUAAGCCUACCACUGGCACACCGGCAUGGUCUGUGCUUUACAUUAAAUUUUGAUGGCAGUAAUACGGCUUUCCAGGAUGUUCCAUAUUACUGGAGAAGAGAGACUUCUUUACUAUUUCCCAUCCAAAACACAUAAAGGAACGGUUUAAUAGGGACAAAGCACAACCUGGAUUUUAGUCAACUGUUGAUGGGACAGGACAAUGUUUUGUAAAGGCAGAAAAAUAAUGUAUAAGACAAGAAAUCUCAGUCGUUUCUAAUCUGCUGCUGCUGCUAGAAUCUGUUUCCAGCUGAAAUGUUUCUUACAGCUAGCUCUGUUUGGGGUAUACAGUUGUAUGUGCUGCAUCUGGUUAUUAACAGGUGAGGAAAACAUGGUGCUACGUCUUGCUCACAGUUCUCGCAGUGUUUUGACCUUAUUUUCAAAUAAAGAGGUUGUUCAUUCCAUUAAAUCAUUGUUCAUGCUUCAGGAGGUUGAUACAAAGGACUCCCCAUUUUGUUCAGCAUUAAAAAUACCCUCGCAGGAAUGGCAUCUCUCCAGUAUUUUUCCUCAAACGUACCCGAGUUGUCAGCAGCCCUUAACGUGCAGGACUUGCCUAUGGAACAUUGAGUUUCCGUGUGCUGCAGCAGAGUUUAAAGUGCAGUAAGUUAUUUUCUAU